GUAGUAGAAUAUUCAGGCCAGCCGAAGCGCUAUUUAGGUCUAAAUGUGAAAUCGGAAACUCGCGAGCACAGCGCGCGCUGAAAAAGGCGCGUUCAGAGUUUACUCGCGCGAAGUAGCCAAUCACGUGUGAGUACCGAAACAGCGCGGUUACGUAGUUUCACAAAGAUGGCGGCUGUAGAGGAUGAUGAACCUGUGGCUGGUCCGUCAAAAGUUGGUGCUAAGGAGAGAAUCCAGCAAGGAGCUGCUCUGAAAGCUGAAGGAAACGAGUAUUUUAAGAAAAAGGAGUAUCGGAAUGCGAUGAAGUGUUAUCAUAAAGCAUUACUGCACGUAAGAGGACUCGUUGACCAGCCGACAUUUACCGGAAUGACCGGCAUGGACUCUUUCGAAAAGGAGAUUUCGGACGAGGACAAAGAAGAGAUUUACCAAGUUCAGUUUAGUUGCUACAACAAUCUGGCUGCUUGUUUGAUGAAAGACAGUCGCUGGGAUCGGACGGAGUUUUACUGUAACGAGGCCUUAAAACUUCAACCACAAAAUGCCAAAGCCUUAUUUAGAAGAGGGCAAUCCUACUUUCACAUGAAGGAUUUUGAAAAGGCAGAAAGAGACUUAAAAGCUGCAGAGGAAUUGGAGCCAAAAGAUUCAAGUAUCAAGAAAAUGUUGGGAUUGCUUGAGGUAGAGCUGAGGAAAGUCCGAGAAAAGGAAAAAAAGAUUUAUGCUGGAAUGUUUGAUAGGCAUGCCAAAAAAGAAUAACAUUUUACAUGAUUGUAAAUACAUGUAAGUUUUAGACAAUUCAGAGCAUCAUAAAUUAUUUGAAACAUUAUUUUGUAAAGCAACCUACAUUCAUUUGUACAUUAUACACAUACAGUAUAUGCCAUUAAAAUGUUUUCAAUAGUUUGUCAAAAUUGGUAUUGUUUUGAUGAAUCUCCUAUUUCCAAUACUUUGGAGCUGUCCAGGGUUAGAUAUUUUGAAGAAUGUCAACAUUAUUUAAAAUGGUAACAAAAUUUCUGCAAUUGUCAGCAAAACUUCAUCAAAUUUAAUUCAAACUAUCCGAACUUUUCUUGAACCCAACCUCAUAAAUAUGUUUUAUCUUUUUUUUGAUGAACAGUUCUCGACUUCUGUUUUGUGCUUAGAUCAUAGUGCCGUCACAUUUGAUCAUAGAGUCACCAUCUUUCAAGAAUAAUUUGGCAGAGGAAUAUGGGGACUAAAAACUACUCUGAGAGCAGAGAAAGGGUCAGGAAUGCUCCUAAGAACUCAUUGCAGUAUUUUGGUUCCAGAAUUCUGGCUUGGGUUGUUUGAAAGGUGGAUGACACUAUUCACCGGAUAAAUCACUAUCCACUGGAUAGCAUAGUUUGUUUUGUCAACACUAGUAUCCAAUGGAUAACGAUUUAUCUGGUCUAUAGCGUUAUCCAGCCUUCGAACAAGCAGUGUCAGGGUUUUUUAAAGUCGUAAAUGAUGAUGAAAUCAGUAGUGUUUAUUAAUAUGUAAGGUAGGUAAAGUCUUUGUCAUUCCAAGUGGUCCAUAUAGCCGAACUUAUGACAGUUUCCAUAGAAUGAAGCAACUAGGAGUAUUUCUACAGCCCCCUGCCCGUUUUUGUUGUUUUGUUUUUGAAGGGUAAAGUAAAACACUGCUAGCAAACAAAUAAGCAUUCUAAUCACCUAGAAAGAGAGUUAAACCAUGGACAUUGCCUCAGUCUAAUUUUUUUUUUUUUCCCGGCUACGGCCCAACCUUGGAUGGGAUGCAAAUGACAGUCCAUCACAGGGUUACUCCCAACGUCUAAUUCGUCGGUACUUGUUUAUAAACCAGGCCCCUGUUGUUUGAAGUGUGGAUAACAAUAUCCACCUAAAUCACUAUUCAGUGAAUAGUGUAGUUUGUUUUGUCAACACUCCACUGGAUAGCAAUUUGUGUAGUGGACAGCAUUACCUACCCUUUGAAGAACUGGGUAAUAGAUGAAGAGAGACACUUUGAAACUAGAGCAUCUUGUGUUUAUUUUGUGACAAAUCCU
Orbicella faveolata is the source of this 1999-nucleotide messenger RNA. RefSeq names its product tetratricopeptide repeat protein 9C-like. NCBI's taxonomy places the organism in Eukaryota, Metazoa, Cnidaria, Anthozoa, Scleractinia, Merulinidae. Gene Ontology annotation, molecular function: protein binding. The record is from RefSeq and is a predicted model, not a curated record.